Molecule: messenger RNA, 1609 nt
Organism: Lingula anatina
Lineage: Eukaryota; Metazoa; Brachiopoda; Lingulata; Lingulida; Lingulidae
Source: RefSeq, a predicted model, not a curated record
UAAACAUAAGUUUACGACUAAAUCUGCUAAAAACAUUUGUUGCAUAAUUAAUAUAUGAAUUUAUUUUAUGGCUGUGACGCCGCGUUAGCACUUCAGUUUGCAUAUUUACUCAUAGCAAAUCAGCUAAGACAUCGUUUUAUAUGUCAACAGGCUCAUUUAAGUGACGCUACAGCGCAUGAUCAAUACCGAGUGUUUGAUUAAGAACAUUUGGAUAAUACAUUCCAUUAACCACACACGCAAAUACAGAUCGAUCAGACAGCUCGGGGGAAGUAAUGUCUUGUUAGUCCUCUUCAGUGAGAUGGACAGCUUUGUGCAGGUACCUGUAGAGUAAAACCACUCUGAUCAUGUCUGGUAGCGCAUCCGAUGACAUACUAGAGGCUGCAGCCAAACGACAGCAGAGAAAAGUUCCGCACACCUCUACUGGGAAAGAUGACUUGAUAAAUGAAAUGACAAAAGUCAGUUUGCGGGGCUCAAACGCGCAGGUGUCUGACAUUCCCGACUUUGGCAGCCAGAUGGAAAGACCACGUACAUCAAGACGUGCUCGCUCGCGGACUGCAGAUAAUACAGCUAACGAUUUCAUAGACAACUCGCAACCUUUGGUGCCGUUUCUCUUGUGUAGGUGCCAAAACCAGGAUCUCCGCACAAUGGUCGAUUCUUCUUCUCCCGUUUCAUUCAUUAACAAGGACGCAUUUCUCAUGUGCGGAUAUUCACUUGACCAAAUGGAAAAAGUCGCGUUCAUAUCUUCAACAAAUCCGUCCCUAAAAAUAAUAGGAAGAAUGAAGAAUAUUCCAGUUACUGUUGGUGAAAAGGAACUGAUGCUGGACGUAUUUGUCACCGAGUCGGGUCCCGAUUUAUGCUUUGGUGUUGAUAUACUGACGACUUACAGAGGAGUAUUAAACUUUGCCAAGCGGAACCUGACGAUAAGCGGGCACCAGGUGGAGCUUUUGACGGAGCGUGAUGUACCUCUCAGAUACAGGACGGGGAAACCUGCCGCGUCCAUGUAACAGCCGAUGUAAUAACAAAGCCAGAUAAAAAUUCUAUUCCCGUUUAUACAGUCACAUAAGGAGUUGAAUAUUUCGUAGUUUUUAGACUUUCAUCUAUUGAUAAUGGCAAACUCUCAGGAAAUUUUUAUAGAACAGCCGAAGUAAGUUAAGGCAUGUGGGAUGUUUAAGCCAAAAGUAUUCGAAAAGACCAUUCUUCAUACAUGUUUAGAACUCUAAAAGUUUGUUAGAUUGUCAACCCAUAUCUCUGCUUAAUCAGUCCAAUGACGAUAAUGUGCUUUUACCAUAUGAUCGCUAGAACUUAUAUGAUGAACCCAAAUAUAAUCUUUUUUGGCUGUAAAUUGUAACAUACCGGUGUCAUACAGUAGACUGCUUUUCUCGAUAAAUAAGCAAAAUUAAGAAAAAGUAUUUAUGCUGUGUUACCGAAUAGAUAUGGACUGAAAGAUUGCCAGGGAAGAACUACAGUCGCGAAAUACUUCUUCACUUUCGAACUUCCUACAUCUUAUAAAUUCCUAUGCCAACUAACUUGUGAAUUAAAUCAAAACGCUGCUAUUAAUAAAACUUAGUUAACUUUAUUUUCAUAUUAAAAAGCAUAUAUGUAGAAAGUA